UGGAAAAGGGAUGGAGGAAAACAUGAUGAGAGAAAGAGGAGGAGGAGCAGAGAGGAGGCAGGAACUCGCAGGAGGAAUCAGUAACAGCGGCAGGACAAUGGACCGUCACGUCCACGGAUACUAGCCGCCCCGGACCAACGCUGCACGCCGGGAUGUGAGCAGGUGAAGACCAGACCGCUCCAGGAUGCAGCCGCCUUCCUCCCUACUGACCCGUCGUGUUCCUGGGGGUUUUUGACUGACCAAACAUGAUGAAGACCGAGCCCCCGUCCGCCACCGGGGCCAGCCCGGCCCCCGCCGGGGGCAGCGGAGGCUCCAACCUGCGGAGUCCCUCGCCGCACCGCAACGCCUACGAGGCGGGGCUGGCGGCGCUGAAAAAGGCCACGGACCACCUGAACAACGCCGCUAAUGGAGGAGCCUCCUCCAAACCGGCCCUCCUGCCCCGGCCCACCGGCAGGGGCAGGCGGUACGGCUCCAACGUGCACCGCAUCAAGAACAUGUUCAUGCAGAUGCAGUCUCCCGGAGACGAGGAGGACGGAGCCAAAGUGAUAGGUAAGGAGGAGGGGGUGAAGCUCUCCAUCCUGAAAGCCCCCAGCCUGGAGGAGAACCUGGACCACGCCGCCCACCUGAAGCGCGGGGGUACGGUGUCGGAGAGGAUCAACCGCUUCGACGCUAAAACAGGCGGCGACGGCGCGAGCUCGGCCAUGGGCCCCUCCAAGCUGCAGGAGACCCUGAGGCUCUUCGAGCAGAGGACCCUGCAGGAGAAGCAAGCUGCUACCAACCGGAUCCUGCUGAAGAAAGAGCGGGCGUCGGGCUUCCAGGGCAGCCGCCUGGACGUGGUGGCUCGCUUCAACGGCUCCACCGAAGCCCUGGACCGGCUGGACGACCCUCCGGCUCCCAGCCCGGCUCCCAGUCCGGCUCCCAGUCCCGUUCCCAGUCCCGGUCCCAGUCCCGCUCCCAGUCCGGGUCCCGGGCCCGCCACUUUUCCCUCCGCCGCUUCCCUCGAGCCCGGCGAUGCCGUCAGCCCGACGGUUAGCCAGCUCAGCGCCGUGUUUGAGAAGGGUGAACAGCCCAACUACCUCCCCCAGCAGCGGGCGGCCCCCGCCCUGGCGCCCAAGCCCAAACUCCCAGCCAGAGCCGAUGUGGCCGACAAGAAGACCAAGACCGCUCGCCCCGGCCAGGCGGCCAAAGAGGAGAGGACGGCCGAGGGUUCCAGCCUGGCGGAGCCCCCAGAAGCAGAGGGGUCCCUACCGAGGAGCGUGGGGGGACUGGUCCCCAGUGAGGAGGACAAGGACGGGUUUGGACAGUCCGGGGACCAACUCUCCAACUCUUCCAACUCCUCAGCCUCCUCAGUGACUGUCUCUUCGUCCUCGUCGGAGGCCAAACCUCAACCAGGCGCGUCGCUACCGACCACCGGAGUGAGGGGCUCCAGCACAGACGCCCCGCAGUCGGAGCCGCCGGCCGCAGGGCCGGACGCCCCGGCCGGGACCUCCGACACGGGGGGGAGGCUCGUGCAAGCGGAGGUGCACGCCUCGCUGGAAAACGGGGAGAAAGAGCCCCAAUCUCCCUCGUCCUCCUCCGACGAGAAAGGAGCGGACUCUGAGUGGAAGAGCAAGGAGGAAGAGGAGGACGACGAGGACGAGGAGGAUGAGGACGGUUCCAGGAGGGAGGAUUACUCCGAGGGAGAUCUGGUGGACAUCAGUGCGUACAGCGGCCUUGGGGAGGAGGACUCUGGGGGGAGCCAGCUGGACGAAGAGGAGGACGAAGAGGACGAUGAGCCGUACCAGCCGGAGAGCAGUUGCUCUGAAAUCCCCGGCCUCCCCGAGGAAGAGGAGCCUGCACCUCCCAGCCGCAAAAUCUGUUUCAGCACCCAGCCCAUAAAGGUGUUCACCACCUACUCCAACGAGGACUACGACCGGCGGAACGAUGACGUGGACCCCAUGGCGGCGUCGGCCGAGUACGAGCUGGAGAAGCGCGUGGAGAAGCUGGACCUGUUCCCCGUGGAGCUGGAGAAAGACAGCGACGGUCUGGGCAUCAGCAUCAUCGGCAUGGGUGCGGGGGCCGACAUGGGCCUGGAGAAGCUGGGCAUCUUCGUGAAGACGGUCACCGAGAGCGGAGCUGCUCAGAGAGAUGGCAGGAUCCAGGUGAACGACCUGAUCGUGGAGGUCGACGGGACCAGCCUGGUCGGUGUCACGCAGACGUUUGCUGCAUCCGUGCUCCGCAACACCUCCGGCACAGUCAGGUUUGUGAUUGGCCGGGAGAAGCCGGGGGAGCAGAGCGAGGUGGCUCAGCUGAUCCAGCAGACUCUGGAGCAGGAGAGAUGGCAGAGGGAGAUGAUGGAGCAGAGAUACAAACAGUACAUGGACGAAGAUGAAGAGACGGGUGAAUAUGCAACAGACGAGGAGGAGGAGAUGAGUCCCAUGUUCCCCAACUCCAUCGAGGUGUUUGACCUGGCGGAGAACCAGGACAUGCUGUCCCCGGUGGAGCUGGACCCGGAGAAGCUGGCCCACAAGUUCAAGGAGCUCCAGAUCAAACACGCAGUGACCCAGGCCGAGAUCCAGCUGCUGAAGAGGAAGCUAGCUCAUGCGGAACAGGAUAAGUUGCGUUGGCGGAUGGAGCGUGCUCAGUUGGAGCAAAACAUCAGAGACAGCAAAGAGAGGAUGGAGAAACUGGAGGGAUACUGGAUGGAGGCGCAGUCCCUUUGUAAGGCCGUGGACGAGCACCUGAAGGAAACGCAGGCGCAGUACCAAACCCUGGAGAGGAAAUACAGCAAAGCCAAGAGAAUGAUUAAAGAAUACCAGCAGAAGGAGAUCGAGUUCCUGAAGAAGGAGACGGCUCAACGUCGCGCACAAGAGGAGAGUCAGGCCACGCAUAAAGAGGAGACGGACAACCUGCAGGAAAAGAUUUCCGACCUGGAGACCAAAGUGGAUGCCUUGAAGACGCCCCAACCCUCCUAACCUGCUGCUACGUCCUCCCUCCUGUCUGGACUGGGAGAGGAGGAGCUCUGCCUUCGUCGCGACCAGGGCUGUAUUAUAUACCAAUCAAUCAUUCACUGCAUGGACAGGGAGCGGAGGGAUGAAUGCAGCAUCUGUAAUAUCUGCAGUCCUCCCCGUGUGUCUUCCUGUCAACCAGCUUGGCAACAAACAGAAACCACCACCAACAACUUGUAUUUCAUCUCAUUUUUCUUCUCUCCAUCAACAGUAUCUUUACUCGGUCCCAUCAGUUAGACAAAGUGAUUUCACAAAAAGCGCUUUUAAUUACCUGGCUCAUCACAAAGUGCUUUAUAGGGUGACAGAGACGUGAAUCCAGAAGCGAAGGGAACAAAUAAGAAAGGGCCAAUGAUUGUCGUUGCGGGGGAACGAACCGCGUGCUUGUUUUAUGUUGUUUUGUUUUUGAGCGAAGCGGAGCGUCGUCUCCAAGUCUUAAAGCUAAGUCUCUGUCCUGUGCAAACAUUCACCGACUCAACGACGACUAGAAUACAUUUCCACUGCAUUUUUAGCAACCCUCGUAGUGACGCCAAACACAAGUUUAAAAAGGAGUUUGUAGCCGGCGUCGGAGGUGAUGCUGCACCGGCAUCACACCCUGCACUCACCGGUGUGCAGGAAGAGUGCGUGAGUGCGUGUGUGUGACUGAAAUGCGAGUGUGCUCUAAAAAUGCAAUCCAUUUGACGUUUAGUUACUAAAAAAAAACAA
Cololabis saira (Pacific saury) is the source of this 3689-nucleotide messenger RNA. Its product is annotated as neurabin-2-like. Gene Ontology annotation, biological process: actin filament organization; neuron projection development; calcium-mediated signaling. Gene Ontology annotation, molecular function: actin filament binding. Lineage: Eukaryota; Metazoa; Chordata; Actinopteri; Beloniformes; Belonidae. Gene Ontology annotation, cellular component: dendrite; actin cytoskeleton; cytoplasm. The transcript has 15 exons. The coding region runs from base 246 to 2954 and encodes 902 amino acids. The record is from RefSeq and is a predicted model, not a curated record.